GGCAUUGACGCAGCAACGGCCCCCAAUGAAAAGUCAAUUUCUUGGGCUUUUAUAGCCCAAUAAGUAAAAGUUCCUUAAACAAGGCCCACGUUGGUGUUGAUUGAUCAGUAGCGAAGGAAGCAAAGCAAGAAGAAAAGGCUCAGACUUUUGCGGAGAGCAAUCAGAAAUCAAAUCGAAAAAAAUCGAAAAAAAAAAGUAAAAAUGGACGUGAUAAAAACUCAGCAAAUAUCUACGCGGCCGAUAGAGAAGGUGAUAGUCCACCCUCUAGUUCUCCUCAGUAUCGUCGACAACUACAACCGCGUCGCUAAAGACACGCGCAAGCGGGUCGUUGGAGUCCUCCUUGGCACCUCCUUCAAAGGCACCGUCGACGUCACCAACAGCUACGCAGUCCCUUUUGAGGAAGAUGAGAAGGACCCAAGUAUAUGGUUCCUUGACCACAACUACCAUGAAUCAAUGUUUUCAAUGUUCAAAAGGAUUAAUGCCAAGGAGCAUGUUGUUGGAUGGUAUAGUACCGGCCCAAAAUUACGCGAAAAUGAUCUAGACAUUCACAGAUUAUUCCACAACUAUGUUCCAAAUCCUGUCUUGGUCAUUAUUGAUGUCCAACCUAAGGAGUUGGGGAUACCAACCAAGGCCUACUACGAUGUUGAAGAGGUUAAGGAGAAUGCUACUCAAAAGAGCCAAAAGGUUUUUGUUCACGUUCCUUCAGAAAUUGCUGCUCAUGAAGUUGAGGAGAUUGGAGUGGAACAUUUGCUCAGGGAUGUAAAGGAUACAACCAUUAGUACACUUGCAACUGAGGUCACUGGAAAACUCACAGCUUUGAAGGGUUUGGAUGCAAGGUUACAAGAGAUACGUGCUUACCUAGAUCUUGUUAUUGAUGAGAAGCUUCCUCUCAAUCAUGAAAUACUUUACCAUUUACAGGAUGUGUUCAACUUGCUGCCAAACCUAAACGUAAAUGAAUUGAUCAAGGCUUUUGCAGUAAAAACAAAUGAUAUGAUGUUGGUUAUAUAUCUGUCAUCUCUCAUCCGAAGUGUCAUUGCACUCCAUAACUUGAUCAAUAACAAGAUGCUAAACAAAGAACAUGAGAAAACUGAGGAUGCAAAGCCAGCAGCUGUCCCAGCUGUUAGUUGAAGCUGAUUUUCGUCUGUAUUGCUUGUACUUCCAUUCACGACAAAAGCUUGAG
This is a messenger RNA of Durio zibethinus, 1180 nucleotides long. Its product is annotated as 26S proteasome non-ATPase regulatory subunit 7 homolog A-like. Gene Ontology annotation, biological process: proteasome-mediated ubiquitin-dependent protein catabolic process. NCBI's taxonomy places the organism in Eukaryota, Viridiplantae, Streptophyta, Magnoliopsida, Malvales, Malvaceae. Gene Ontology annotation, molecular function: protein binding; metallopeptidase activity. Gene Ontology annotation, cellular component: proteasome complex; proteasome regulatory particle. The record is from RefSeq and is a predicted model, not a curated record.